Messenger RNA from Echinostoma caproni, 345 nucleotides. NCBI's taxonomy places the organism in Eukaryota, Metazoa, Platyhelminthes, Trematoda, Plagiorchiida, Echinostomatidae. The record is from the annotation of a GenBank genome assembly.
AUGCUAGCACCACCACCCAAACAACUGUGGCGCAAACUGGAAGAAUAUACACCAAAAAAGUUGGUUCAAGCCUGGCCAUUUCUUGCAGACGAGCUCCGCACAGAAAUACGGAAUGACUAUGACUAUGCUUUGAGAAAAUCAAUCGUGGAUUACAUCCUGUUGGAUCCGGAGGAGCGCAAGCGUUUGUUUAUCGAAUGGACACCGACACCCCAUCCGAGCUAUGUUGUUCGUGCCCCGGUGCCUUGGAACGCAAAACGUCGGAAGGCGUACGAGUUUUGUCAGCGCAGUUUGUUCCCACCUUGCGCACUCACAUUAGCCAUUCAGCAGAUUUGGUGCACAGAGUGA